Molecule: messenger RNA, 1815 nt
Organism: Austrofundulus limnaeus
Lineage: Eukaryota; Metazoa; Chordata; Actinopteri; Cyprinodontiformes; Rivulidae
Product: patatin-like phospholipase domain-containing protein 2
Exons: 9
Coding region: 13-1200 (395 amino acids)
Biological process (GO): lipid homeostasis; triglyceride catabolic process
Cellular component (GO): lipid droplet; membrane; cytoplasm
Molecular function (GO): triacylglycerol lipase activity
Source: RefSeq, a predicted model, not a curated record
UUUAGAGUGACUAUGAGAGGUUAUUCUGAGGAUUAUUUCAGCUCACGCAGGAUGUUUAACUGGGGUGAUGAGUGGCACAUGUCUUUUGCUGGAUGUGGGUUCAGGAGCAUCUAUUAUGUUGGAGCACUGAGCUGUAUCCUGGAGCGGGUCCCACGGCUGGUCUGUGGUGCUUCUACGUUUGGUGGAGCUUCUUCUGGGUGUCUCGUUGCAGCAGCUCUGGCUGUGGGGAUUCCCAUUGAAAAGCUGUGUUUUAUGAUUUUGAUCACGGCUAAAGAGGCCAGGAAACACAUCCUUGGAGUUUUCCACCCGCGCUUCAGUCUGCUGAGGGUGGUGCAGCGCUCUCUACUGGACAUGCUCCCUGAAGAUGCCCACCUUCGGGCCACAGGAAGGCUCUGCGUGUCCCUCACCCAGCUGUCGAAUGGGAGAAAUGUUUUGGUGUCAGAGUUCGCUUCCAGAGAUGAACUUGUUCAGGUCCUCACAUGCAGCUGCUUUUUCCCAAUCUACUGUGGUUUCAUCCCGCCUUCAUACCGUGGAGUGCUCUACAUGGACGGGGCCCUGAGCAACAACAUGCCUCUGUUCGAGCACAGGAACACCAUCACUCUGGCCCCGUUCUCAGGCGAGAGUGACAUCUGCCCCACUGAGGGAACCUUCAACUUCUUCGAGGCCCACUACAGCAACGUAAGCAUUCAGGUCAACACUGGAAACGUCCAUCGUGUCUGUACGUCUUUCCUACCGCCCAGACUGGAGAAGCUGGCUGAAAUCUGCCACAACGGUUACAUGGAUGCUCUGCGCUUCCUGAAAAAACAAGAUCUACUUGGCGCUGAGUGUAGUCCUUGCAGUCUAGUGUUGAGCGACAAGUUUCCUUGUUGCGAGCCUGCAAAGAUGGAAGAUUGGAAGAAGACGAAGAUGUUGCUGAAUAACGGAGGAAAACGUAAAGAACAUCAGUGGCUGGACCAGAGACUCAUGGAGAACCUCCCAAUGGGUAUUAGGAAAGUGUUGUGUGAGGUCUGCAGGGAGAGUUACAAUGCCGGCAGCUGGUGGUCAUCGCUCACUAACAUCCUUCCUGUGAAGAUGCAGACUCUCCUCCUGCUGCCCUUCAACAUUAGCCUACAUCUCUUUAAAAGGCUGGGAAGAGAACGGCAGACUCUCCGUGGUCACAGCAGGCCUCUGCAGACACACACAAAGACCUGCAGGCAGUGACACCAACAGUCUCCAAACCACCAUGGCAGCAUGUCCCUCUGACUACAUCCAAGAGAGAUACUUAACUUCUCAACAAUUAGUAACCCUGAUAUUUUCCAUCAGUGCCUUCUUGGACUCCAACAGUUGUCUAAGGGUCUCCCUGUACCUGCAUGUGGUGAUGCCAAAAGCAGAAGUAAACACAGCGUAAAGGUCAAACAAUUCGAAAAUAUAGCUUUUUCUAAUUUGCAGACACAAACAUCUAUUUUUUGUUUGGUUACUUAUCUUAGUUGGUUUUAAAGCAGCUAAUUUUUCACCCUAAAAUUGGGAAGCAUUUACAUUUAGAUAUAACUAUGAAUAAAAAGUGUAAAUGUGAUUUUUUUAUUAUUAUUUAUUAAAAGUUAGGAGUAACACAAAACUAAAUAUAUAAAGUUUAAAUAAAAUUUUAUGUGCCUUCUGUUUUAGGUCCUACUUUAAUCCCAGAAUAUUAUAUUUUAUUAUUAUUUAUGUUAUAGGAAUCUCAAAUUUCUGGACAUGAAGUGCAUGUUUAUAAUAAAGAUGACUGGCUGUUUGUAUGAAUUUGUCCAACAUUUUGGGAUCAUGUAGACUCAUGUUUAUCUCAUUAAAUAUCACCACAGC